Bactrocera oleae (olive fruit fly) is the source of this 990-nucleotide messenger RNA. The record is from RefSeq and is a predicted model, not a curated record. Lineage: Eukaryota; Metazoa; Arthropoda; Insecta; Diptera; Tephritidae.
GAGCGUGGCAGUGUCAGGACAGCAAGACUCCAAGACAAGAAACUAAGUUAAAGAAAAAUUUUCUCGAAACAAAUUACGUUCAGCAUACGAUACUCAAAAAUGGCACUCGGCAGCAUCACCAGCAACAGUCAACAUCCCUACCAAAGACCACAAACGCUGUGCGGCACAACACGCAACAUGUAUCAGCCACAGCCGCGUGCCAUCGCACCUGCACCACACACACCGCCAACCGCAACGAAACCCACAGACGAUAAAUGUUAUCAGCGCACCACGCUCGACUCCAACAAUCCCUCGGUAGUGCGCCGCAACGCACGCGCUAAUCGCGUCAAACAAGUGAACAACGGUUUCUCGCAUCUGCGCCAACACAUACCGCCUGCGAUCAUUGCCGAUCUGAGUAACGGUCGCCGUGGCAUUGGACCCGGUGCACACAAGAAACUCUCCAAAGUCGAUACGCUACGCAUGGCUGUGGAAUAUAUACGUCGGCUGCAGCGCGUUAUCGACGAAGUGGACGGCAAGCGUGCGACUGUGUGUGCACCAGCCCAGCCACAAACACGAGUUGGUCCAAUAUGCCAGCAGCGCGCACAAUUCACCACCACCGACGCCACCAAGAGUAAUAUGCAGGCAACGAUAUUCGCUGAUAUACAACAACACUACCAAACACACAGCUAUGCCGAUAACUUGCAACAUCAGCCACAAACACACCAACAACUCAUUAACCUCAAGUAUCAACAAUCGCUAAUGCCGCAACAGUAUUCCAACAGCAUCCGGCUUUGUAUCACCAGCUGGCUCGGUUAGUUCGAGCAUCGCAGCGACUACAACAACUCUGAUGCCUUAUACUACACAUUCACCAACUGCCUUGCGAGUCCAACGCAAUUUUCGCUGCCUCUGCAAAUGAAAUACGAGCAGCAGUACAGUGAGGAGGCCGCGGCGUGUAGCUCGGGCGGAGAGGAUCUGCUCGACUACAUCUCGCUGUGGCAGGAUGAAGUGUAA